Molecule: messenger RNA, 1145 nt
Organism: Alternaria rosae
Lineage: Eukaryota; Fungi; Ascomycota; Dothideomycetes; Pleosporales; Pleosporaceae
Exons: 1
Coding region: 253-867 (204 amino acids)
Source: RefSeq, a predicted model, not a curated record
GGAACUGGUGGGAACGAUGGCUCUCGAGGGGACUGCGAGAGACGAAUGUUUGAAGAGGAGGCUAUUGCUACGACGACGAGUUUUUGUUUUUACCGUUCGCCCAGUGAUGGGACGAGCGAUGUUUAAGCGGCAUAUACCAUGGCGUACUUUUGUUUUGAGGGGCAUCGGACAUGAAGGAAUGCUGAUCUGGGACGACAGCACGGCGUUAUUGGGCCUCUCUGUGUAAGAGUAGGAGAGCAAACAGAGCUCGACAUGAUAUACCCCCAUUUUACUCGAAUACUACAACAUCUCUACAACAUCCACAACGUCUAUUGCACAUGUUAUUCGCAAUUGGCAGUGUACCUCGUACGAAACACUUUACACCGUUACCUUUCCAAGCAGGUAAACCGCGCUCCCAAGCCACUACCCACGCCUUACCAAGAAAUCCAGGCGCAAACUCACCCGUACUCAGCCCCUCGGCCCCUCCAAUGCUUCGAACAACGCCACACGCGUCCAAGAUGCAUGGCACGCAGAGAGCGGAAAUCCAGUUCCCCCGACCCCCCGAUCCAAUCUAAUUGCAAGCCACACGUGGGUAUUGAGCAUGUUAAGAGCCCAAUGCUUACCGCCGCUCCGCCAUUCCGCUACAUUUGUUUCGACACGUUAUCUACUCACCGCAACGUGAACUUCUUCUUGCGGCAGACUUGCCGUCCAAGACUCGUGCCAAUACCGCCCAGGUUCCGCCGCGGAUUCAUUGUUUGCGCUAUGGGGCUCCGCUCGGGCUUGGGCUGGGGAAGAAGGAAGGGGUGGGAAAAGCAAGGGGGCGGUGGAAUGUUGGAGAGUGUAAACAGAGCACAUGUUUGGAGAGUGGGAUUGAAGGCCUUGAGAUGAGUGGCAAGCUACGAAUAUCCUAAUACAAACCUACCCUUUGUCUACAGCAUCUUGCCCAUCACCUAGUAAACCCGCGCAUUCCUCGUAGUUGGUCAAUCACACCACCGACCCUUCACAGUGACACAAACCGGGUAUCCCCAUCACAACCGCCAAGGCCAACACCAACACGCAAUGCACCAAGAACCCCAAGCAGAGAAUUAUAGUAAUCCUCUCGUGAUGAGCGGAAUAAUCUCGUACCUGCGUGGAUUCCUACGUAAGAAAGCCAAGACGUAUUACGG